AUGGCAGCGGAGCUCCCGCGGUCCUCAGCGGUGAGGCUGGCCUCCCUGCGUGACCUGCCCACCCAGCUCCUGGAGCUGUACCAGCAGGGCUUUUCUCUGGCGGCCUUGCACCCCUUCGUGCAGCCCACUUACCAGCAGGAGAAGACACCCCUCGAGCACAUCUUUAGGGCCAUCCUGAUCAAGAAAACCGACAGAUCUCAGAAAACUGAUCUUCACAAUGAAGGCUACAUCUUGGAAUUAGAUUGCUGUUCCUCCUUAGACCACCUGACAGACCAAAAAAUCAUCCCAGAGUUCAUCAAGAAGAUCCAGGAGGCCGCCAGCCGGGGCCUGAAAUUUGUCGGUGUUAUACCUCAGCACCGUUCCCCUGGGAACUCGGCAGGCGGCAGCCCUCGGGUGCCCACUGCCACCAGCGCUGAGGACGCCAGAGAUGCAAAACACGCACGUGGGGACCACGUGUCGUUGGAGAGCGAGAACCCAGGGGCCGCAGACGUGUGCAGUGCUCCUGUCGGGAGGGACCACAGCCCAGAGCCUGGCACAGGCGUGAGAGAGGAGGUGCCCACUGCCGAGCAGCCCAGCUCACCCUCUGGAGAGGGAGAUGGUGGAGAAUUUUCACCAGGGAGGCUGAGCAAGACCCUGGAUGGACCAGAUGGCGAUCCCUUUGAUGUGCGUGAAGAGCCACUCUCUGGGAGAAUGGAGAUCUUCGCCCUUUUCAACAAACCGAAGAGCCAUCAGAAGUGCCGACAGUACUACCCUGUCACCAUUCCUCUCCGGGUCUCCAGAAACGGCCAGGCAGUGAGCGGAUUGGAUGCCAACUGGCUGGAGCACAUGAGUGACCACUUCCGGAAAGGAGGCGUGCUGGUGAACGCGGUCUUCUACCUCGGAAUGGUGAAUGAUUCCUUACAUGGCUUGACAGAUGGAGUAUUCAUCUUUGAAGCUGUUUCCACAGAAGAUAGCAAAACCAUACAGGGCUAUGAUGCUAUUGUUGUCGAACAAUGGACGGUCCUGGAAGGUGUGGAGGUGCAGACAGACUACGUGCCCCUGCUGAACUCGCUGGCGGCCUAUGGCUGGCAGCUCACCUGUGUGCUGCCGACUCCCGUCGUCAAGACUACCAGGGAAGGGAGUGUGUCCACCAAGCAGAUUGUCUUUCUUCAGAGACCGUGCCUACCUCAGAAAAUCAAGAAGAAGGAAUCAAAGUUUCAGUGGCGAUUCUCCCGAGAAGACAUGCACAACAGGCAGAUGAGGAAAUCCAAAGGUAGAAGUGCCAGAGACAAACGACGAGCAGAAGAAAACGAGAAGAAUGUAGAAGACCAGUUUUCCAAAGCUGGAGACGUGGGAAACUGCGUGCCCCUGGGUGGGCAGCAGGAGGGCGGGGCUUCUGAAGUGAGGGUCCCUGUCCAAGAGGUCAAGGAAGAACAACUGUCCCCUGUUGGCCAGCUGUCUGUGGGGGGCAUGGAGGGCCGGGCCGUGCAGAAUGGUCCUGCCGGCCAUAGCAGGGCCCCGGCAGGGGACUGCACUGGGCACUCUGAUCCUGGAGAAGAGGCCAGGGACGGGGGUGUCGAGGAAGUUGCUGGGGAGCCAGCUACAGCUGAAGAACACUGAGUCUUGGGCCGUUGGCACUGAAGCUAGAUGAGCUGGCAAACCCGAGGCACCUUGCUGACAGCUGGUUCGGGCGCUGGUUUGCCCUGGUGUUGUGUUGCUAACUUUUGGCUUGGCUUGACCUCUCCUUGUGAGCUCUCCCGGCCCUCUGAGGGCCAGGGCCCUGACAGUGUUGGGUUUUGCACAUCCUUUGGAAAGGUGUCAUUCAUGACCCUGUGUUAGAACGCAAGAGGCCAGGUUAUUUCUUCUAGAGCUCGAGGCUGGAGGCCCAGCCCUGGCUCCACCAUUCCUCCCACAGGAGGGUUUGGACCAUCCAGUGCCUGUGUCCACCCUGCAGGGCCUCCAGGGAGCAUUCAGGUCAAAUCCAUGGACAUCCUUGGCUAUAAACCAAGGCUGUUGUUCACUCCCACACGCUGUCGGGCAGUGUCCAUCCCUUGCAGCUGCUUGGUGACUUUUAACCCCCGGAGCUCUGUCAGCUGCCCUUCUCCAACUAAACCCCUCAGAUCCUGCUGCUUUGGCAAAGAAAAUGACAUCCGGGAGAGGAGGUUCUCAAAGUAGUCCUAUAGAUACUGGUAAUCUGGAAAUAGGUAAUUCUGUGUCUGCACCUGCUCUUGCAGAAUGUUCAAGAAAGUAUUCUGUGUUAGUAUUAAUGCCAAAAAAAUUUUUUAAAGGUUUUGUAUUCAGCACAUCAUAUGAACACAUGUCAUUUUUGUCAUUUCAGGGCAUCCAUACUGGUUGGUGCCCUUAUGUGCUAUUUUAAUCAGUGUAUCAUUGGCCAAGUUGUUACCCAUGUAUGCUGUGUCUAUCACGUGUUUAUAUUGUCCAGAAAGUAUUGUUAAGGCUUUAAGUAGAUGGAACUGGCGAACCUUGGAGAGAGAAUGCCAACUGUCUUGACCAAAACAACAGCGGUCUAUUCUCUUUCUUGUUUAGUUACUUAAAGCAAUAAAUCAUCUAUGAGUUUAGCGCAUUGUGA
Molecule: messenger RNA, 2569 nt
Organism: Propithecus coquereli (Coquerel's sifaka)
Lineage: Eukaryota; Metazoa; Chordata; Mammalia; Primates; Indriidae
Gene: RFTN1
Product: raftlin, lipid raft linker 1
Exons: 9
Coding region: 1-1599 (532 amino acids)
Source: RefSeq, a predicted model, not a curated record